This is a messenger RNA of Ostertagia ostertagi, 243 nucleotides long. Lineage: Eukaryota; Metazoa; Nematoda; Chromadorea; Rhabditida; Trichostrongylidae. The record is from the annotation of a GenBank genome assembly.
AUGUCUGCUUUUUCAAAAGAACAGCAGGAAGAAGUUGCCAAGGAUAGCGAGAGUCGACCCAAACGACAAGCUCUCAAUGAUAAAACCUACCCUGGUAACAGAUGGCCACAUGUCGUUAGUUACACACUUGACAAUACUCUAGAUAGCAAGUCUAAAGAGGCAUUCAAGAAUGCCACGUAUUUAUGGAUGAACGACACGUGCAUUGACUUCAUGGCGAUCUAUGCCCAGAAUCUGAGGAUAUGA